This is a messenger RNA of Procambarus clarkii (red swamp crayfish), 1323 nucleotides long. Lineage: Eukaryota; Metazoa; Arthropoda; Malacostraca; Decapoda; Cambaridae. The record is from RefSeq and is a predicted model, not a curated record.
AUGAAGGUGAUGCAGCUGCUCCUGCGGGCGUCGCUGGGGGCGUCCCUUGUCUACUACGUCUGCACCUUUCCCUCUCCCUCCUACCAGCGUCCCUUCAGCCACAGCCACCGACAUGAAGCAGCAGACGGUGAGGUGCCCCUCGGCCAUCACGCUCACAAAAGUGAUACUGUCACAGGUGACAAUAAGGGAACAAAUGUGUUCAGUAGUUACGCACGCGCAGGAGACGAAAGUACUGGUCAUGACGAGGAAGACAGGGACGUGAAGAACAAUUACGCAGACGGCAUCGUGAUUUACAGUGAGGUGAAGAGGGAAGGUGGCUGGACACAAGAGACCGCGACACCCAGUGAUGAUCACGUCAGCACUGCUGCAGCCGACCAUGUGGGGCAGAACGAUACUUGGCCUCACACUACACACCCCAGCCAUGCUCUGGAGCCGCCUGAGUUCAUCCCUGACCUGCCGGACUCGUCUCCAGCGGGGCAGCCAGCAAGUAUACCCAAGCGAUUCUUAAUCGAAGAGGCGGACUACUGCCAGAAGCGGCCCGACUUUCAAGUCAUCGCCUAUGUGCAUUCCGCCAUCACUAAUGUUAAAAACAGGAGGGAUGUCCGCGUCACCUGGGGCAACGCUUCGAACUACGACCUGGGCGACGUUACCGUCAAGGUGGGCGUUGUCUUCAUGGUGGGACGAGCCAAGAACGCCUUGGAGCGACACAUUGUUCAAGUGGAAAGUCAUCGCUACCAUGACAUUGUCCAGGGUGACUACGGUGACCACUACCGCUUGCUAUCCUACAAGGGUCUGGCCAGCCUCUACUGGAUCAAUAAGCACUGCUCUCACGUUCCCUGGACCCUUCACGCUGACGACGACACUCACAUCGAUAUCUUCCUCUACUACAGGGCCCUUCAGGAGCUCGACGACGUCAACGAAAAACAGUUUAUAUGUAGUCACAUGUACGGACCAGCUCUGAGAGAAGGUCGCUGGAAAGUGAGGUACAAAGAGUACCCAUCCCAGGAUUAUCCACUUUACUGCUCUGGUGGUGCCUGGUUCUUGCAGACCAACCUUAUCCCACGACUUCUAGAGGCCUCCAAAGUCGUCCCAUUCCUGUGGGUGGACGACGCCUACAUCACCGGCCUUCUGGCCAGACAGGCCGGCAUAGAGCAGCUGGGUUUCCAAGAUUAUUACGGUGGUGCAGAAGUAGACAAGGGAGUCCUCGGACACCAGGUGGUGUGGUUUGAGAAAUUUGCCCCUCGCUCGGUCUGGUGGAAAGAGAUCGUAAACUAUCAUAAAAAAUAUUCUUUGCAUGAUCCAGCUACAUUAAUUCCAAAAUAA